CACCAGCAGUUUGUGGAGUCCUUUGCUGCGGCUGAGCCUGCCCCACUGCCAAGAUGAUUCUGACACUGCUGCUUGGCCUCGGAGGUCCCCUGGGCUGGGGGCUGCUGGGGGCCUCGGCCCAGGGCGCAGGUAGCGGGCUCUCGGAUCCACAAAAUCCAAGGCCACCUGGGGUCUGGAGGGCGGAGGCUGAGGACACCGGCAGGGACCCCAGCAGACGAACAAGGAGGAGGCCAUGGCGUCCAGGGAGCUCCGCUUCAGUGCCUCUCUGGAAAUGGGUAGGAUGGUCUUGGGACCGAACCAGGACACCAUUUUCCAGCCUUGUAUUUGUCCGGGCCCUGGGGCCCCCUGCCGAUAAGGUGCUUGGCCUGUGGGUCCCUCCUUCGGGUCCUCCACUGUCAGAGCAGCAGGUCCUUUACUGGGUCCAUCUCGGGCUAGUCACCUUGCCAAGUGUUAUCUCAGCGAAUCCUCCCAACAGCCCGGGUUGCCGCGGAGCCCGAGGCUCAGAGAGACUAAGCAGCUGCCACAAGAUCACACAGCUAAGGAGAUCUAGAAACCACGAUCUAAGUCUGACUUCAGAGCUCAUGCUCUGGUCCCUGAGCACCCAGAGGCAGCCCCAACCCCCAGAUGUGCCUAAUAUGUGUACCGCACCCCUGACCACACACACGCACAAACCAGACUUGGUAAGAGUGUUUAUAUGGUGAGGGUGAAAGGGGUCAAUGUACACCCACCCACAGUCUUCCAUUCGGCUCUCUGAGAUUCACUGUCACGUUGGCUUACAGAAUGAAUCCACCUGGGACAGUUCUAUACAGCUCUGACGCUUCAAGGUCCAAGAACCAAGCCUCCUUUCCCCAAAGCCACUAGCUCCAUGCCCCUUUCUUUGGGCUGCCUGCUUCUUUUUGAUAAAAGAGAGGCUCAGGGUUCCAGGUGGAUCAGAAGAAGGUAGGAGACAUUCCUCUUUUUCCACACCCCCUUGGCUAUGGGGAGGGACUUGUGGGCUGCCCCAUGGAGCUCACUCAUCCAUUCCCUGGUCGGUCCCAGUGUGUGCAGAGCAUGUGCAGAUGUACAUAGAAGGGCGUCCCAGCCCAGGAAUACCCCGGUCCCAGGGGAACCUUGGGGGGUCCCAGCAGGCCUGCUGGGUCUCCUGCCCACAACCCAGAAGCUGUGGUCCCCAUAGGCCCAGCCCAGGUUGUCAAGGCCUCCGGAGGGGCUGGUGUGAAAGGAAGGAAAUGCUGCUCAGCUUCCUCGGGCUGAUUGCUUCCCGUGCUCUGUGAAGGGAGAGGCGGAAAUUGUGCUCCAGCCUCCCUCCUGCAACAGGGGGAAGGGGAGGUGGGGCCUGGCAGCAUCAGGGACAAGCCUGGUGGACCCUCAGCCCCUGGCUGCCAGAACCAGGCCUCCCAGCCUGCAUUUGCCCCACCCCCACACCUGUUUCUGGCAGACCCUGGACAUGGGCUCAGAUUAGACUAUUUCCAAGGAGAAGUUCGAAUGGAACAAUUUGGUGCCAGAUGCCACGUCCCAGGGUGGAGGCCGGACAUGGUUGGGUGCUUCCCACGGCUCUGGGACCCCCAGCAACAUGUGUAUUUGGACUCCGUGGGGAGGUGGCUCUUUCGAUGCUCCCCGAUUUUGGUGGGAGUGGAAUUGAGCCGCGGCGGUUUAACAGGUGGGCUCCUCAGAGCCCGCACUAGCUCCCCCUGCAGGGCUGAGCCUGCAUUGAGGACCAAGCUGAGCCCUGGGCAAGGUGCCCCAUCUCCACACUGCAGUGACAAGGCAGCUCCCUCGGCUCUCUCCCUGCUGUGAGGCUCAGAGGAAUGGGGACGCCACCCAGCUCCUAAGUGACAGGUCAGAGCAUCCAGUGGGCUGCAAAUCCCGGGUACCCGCUGUCCUGUCCCCCCAGGAUGGGCAGUAGUAUAGGAGAGGCUGCUCCCAGCAGUCCAGCUGGCCCUGCCUGCCGGCAUCAGCUUCUCUUGGCCCACGCACAAGUAGCAUCUGUGAUGGGGUGCAGCUGAGCUCUGGUGGCCCAGGGGAGGCCUGCACAUGGCUGGAGGUCACACAGGACGGACGGAGCCCAGGCCACGCAUCACGGCCGUGGCUGCACCUCCUGCACCUGUUCCUGCCGUCAGAAGUACAGGGCCCUGGGCGCACUCGGGGAACCCCCACUCUGGACAUCGAGUGGGCCUCAGGUUCCUCUGCCAAAGCCCCUUUCCAGCUCAAAGACAAAGCCCCACAAAUUCUCCCCUGGAGUGGUCGUAUUCAAGGCCACAUUUGAGGUCUCAGAAAGCAAGAGUGCAGAGAACACGCCCUCCUUCCCCAGAAAGACGGAAGGGGCUGUCAGAGGCGGGCUCUAUUGGCAGUGAAGUGUCCCAGUGGACAGUGGCAGUGGCACAUCCAUAAUUCGGGGGGCUCCAGCUCACAGACCUCUCCCUACUGGAAGCUGGCUCAGCCUCCCCCAUAGCCCCUCUCUCUGUCCCAAGGGAGGGGCCAGAGGUGGCAAUCUUCUUCACAUUGCCAGGACUGGGGAGGGGGGAAGGGCCUUGCUCACAGUCACCCUGAGCCCAGGAAGGGGGACUGUAGGGGGGCGCCCAGGUUUCUGAGCUCGCAUUAGAAGCUCCAAAGGGGCCAGCACUCUCCUGACUGGGGCAAAGCCUCAGGUGGGGGCCAUGUCAAAGGCCCAGGACAGCCCAAACCCGCUGGAGGAUCCCUGCACUCAUUUCUAGGCUGGCCCCAGGGGAUGAGGGCGCAAAGGGGGUGCAGAACAAUGAGAGCUUCAGGGAGCCGGGCUGGGGGCUCAGGCUCGGAGGGCCAGCAUGCAGCUGCCAGGAGCUGGAGGAAACCAAAGCAAAGGUCAGGAAUGUUCCCAGGGCUUCUGGGCCAGCGGCCUGUACUAUGCCAAGGGGAUAGGGCUGCCAAGGGUGGGGGGUGGAGGAGCGUGGGCAGGGAGAAUAGUUGGAGCCCGAGGUUUGGGCAGGUCAGGAGAGAAAGUUCCUGGGCAGGAAGGGUGGGCGGCACCGCUUCCGGUUCCAGGAGCUCGAGGUGGAAAGUCCCAGUCACUGGCUGGCAGGCUGGACCAGACCCAGCUCGCCUGGGCACAGGCCUUCUGGACCCUCCACAGCAGUUCAGAGGUAACUGGUGCCCUUACCAGAAAUCCAGGCUGGUCACCUUUGUAGCUGCUUGCAAAACGGAGAAAUUCCUCGUCCACUCACAGCAGCCAUGUCCACAGGGGACUCCGGACUGCCAGAAAGUCAAAGUCAUGUAUCGCAUGGCACACAAGCCACUGUACCAGGUCAAGCAGAAGGUGCUGGCCUCCGUGGCCUGGAGGUGCUGCCCCGGCUAUGCAGGCCCUGACUGCCAGCACCACGAUCCCACGGCAGUCCCUGAGCCUGAAGAUCUAGGUGAUGGCCUCCAGGAGCCUUGGGAUGGGCCAGUCGGCUUUGAACCUGGCCACCCGGCAGCUGAGCUCAGCAACAUCAUGGAGCAGCAGGAACGCUUGCUCGGAGAUCUCCAGAAUGACAUUCACCAGGUGGCAGAUGGCCUCCCGGGCCAGUGGAAGGCCCUGGCAAGCAAUCUCACAGCUGCCACGAUCGAGGCAAAUCAGACAGAGCCUGAGGCGCCUGGCAGAUCCUUGGAGCAAGUGCUACUGCCCCACGUGGACGCCUUCCUACAGGUGCAUUUCAGCCCCAUUUGGAGGAGCCUCAACCAAAGCCUGCACAGCCUCUCCCAAGCCAUAAGAAACCUGUCUCUUGAUGUGGAGGCCAACGAACAGGCCAUCAAGGGGGUCCAGGAGAGCUCAGUGGCCAGGGCUGACUUCCAGGAGCUUGGGGCCAAAUUUGAGAGCAAGGUCCAGGAGAACGCCCAGAGGGUCGGGCAGCUGAGGCAGGACUUGGAGGAACGCAUGCACGCCCAGCACCUCUCCCUGCAGCAGUCGCUCUCCGAGGUCGAGGCGGACGUGGAUGCCAAGUUGAAGAGGUUCGUUAAGGCCCAGGAGCCCGUCGGGGCCAACGGCAGCCUGGUCCCAGCCGCGGCAGGGGCCGGGGCCAGGCCGGAGCCGGAGAGCCUGCAGGCCAGGCUGGGCCAGCUGCAGAGGAACCUGUCGGCGCUGCACACGGCCGCCGGCCGCAGGGAAGAGGAGUUACAGAGCACCCUGGCGGACAUGAGGGCCACCCUGGCGCAGCACGUGGAUGAGAUCAAGGAGCUGUAUUCGGAGUCCGAUGAGACCUUCGAUCAGAUCAGCAAGGUGGAGCGGCAGCUGGAGGAGCUGCAGGUGAACCACACGGCGCUGCGUGAGCUGCGCGUCAUCCUGAUGGAGAAGUCGCUGAUCAUGGAGGAGAACAAGGAGGAGAUGGAGCGGCAGCUCCUGGAGCUCAACCUCACCCUCCAGCACCUGCAGGGGGGCCACGCCGACCUCAUCAAGUACGUCAAGGACUGCAACUGCCAGAAGCUCUACUUCGACCUGGACGUCAUCCGCGAGGGCCAGAGGGACACCACGCGCGCCCUGGAGGAGGCGCAGGUGAGCCUGGACGAGCGGCACCAGCGCGACGGCUCGUCCCUGCAGGCCCUGAGCGGCACGGUGGCGGCGCUGUCGCGGGCGGUGGACGCGCAGCGGGCGGAGGGCGAGCGGGCGCGGGCCGACGGGGCGCGGCUGCGGAGCCAGCUGCGGGCGCUGGACAGCGAGGCGAGCGCGCUGCGGGCGGCGCACGGGGAGAUGCGGGCCGAGGUGGGCCAGCUGCACAGUUACUUCACGGCCCUGCUGGACGACGCGCUGCGGCACGAGGCCGUGCUGGCCGCCCUUUUCGGGGAGGAGGUGAUGGAGCAGAUGGCGGAGGAGGCGCCCGACCCGCUGCCCCUGCGCUACGAGCAGAUCCGCGCCGGCCUGCGGGACGCCGCCAGCGGGCUGCGGGAGCAGGCGCUCGCCUGGGACGCGCUGGCCGCGCGGGUGGCGGCUCUGGAGCGGGCGGCGGGGGCUGGCGGGCCCACCCCGGCCGGGCUGGCGCAGGAGCUGGAGCGCCUGGACGCCGACCUCCGGCGGGUGGGCCGGUGCUGCGAGGCUUCGGGGGCCUCCCCCCUCAACCGCUCCCUCGAGGGCCUCCAGGAGGCACUGGCCGCCACCGAGCGCGACUUGGAGCAGCACCAGCGCCUCUUCCACAGCCUCUUCGGAAACUUCCAAGGGCUUGUGGCUGCCAACGUCAGCCUGGAUCUGGGGAAGCUGCAGACCAUGCUGAGCAGGAAAGGGAAGAAGCAGAAGGGUCUGGAAGCUCCCCGGAGGAGGGACAGGAAGCAAGCAGAGACUUGGGCGGAUAAGCCUGUCCAAGGGCCGGUGCUCUGGGAGGCAGGCACCCCUGUGGCCUUCUAUGCCGGCUUUUCAGAAGGCACAGCUGCGCUGCAGACGGUCAAGUUCAAUGCCACUUACAUCAACAUUGGCAGCAGCUACUUCCCUGAACAUGGCUACUUCCGAGCCCCGGAGCGUGGCGUCUAUCUUUUUGCAGUGAGCGUUGAAUUUGGCCCAGGGUCAGGCGCCGGGCAGCUGGUGUUUGGAGGUCACCAUCAAACACCUGUCAGUUCCACCGAGGAGGGGAGGGGUAGCAUGGCCACGACCUUCGCUAUGGCCGAGCUGCAGAAAGGCGAGAGGGUGUGGUUUGAGUUAACCCAGGGAUCAGUCAUCAAGAGAAACCCACCAGGCACUGCAUUCGGGGGAUUCCUGAUGUUCAAGACCUGAACGCCGGGCACAACCCUGACCAGACGUCGUGGACUCACCCAGCUCUCCUUGGCCUGGAGCUCUGGCCAGGGUUGGUCUGGAGACCAUCCAAUUGGUCUAGUUCUUCCUGGAAAACUUCUGCAAAGACGAUGCGGUAUUUGGGGCCUUCCUCUAGAUGCACUGGGUUUGGCUAUUUCUUAAUGACGAGAAGAACUGGAAGGCUUCUGUCUGGGCAGAACCUGACCCGGGGAAGUGUGAACCUUAGCUUGGCGUGCCGUCUGAGGCAGGAUGGCAUUGUGGGCUUCAGCUCUUUGCCACACCCUGGGUCCUGCAGCUUCUUUGGUGUGUUGCUCCUCCUGUGGUUGGAAACUUUAGAACUUUCUCCCACUUCUUCUCCCUAAUCUUAUGCUAGAAAAUCAUUCCUCCCCUGAAGGACUAUGUUUAAAAUGGAGGUGACAUCUUGGACAAUGUUGGAAACCAGUCUCUACCCACUGCAGGGCAGUAGGAGAAAACCGACCUGUUUGGCUUCUAUUAGAAAUGGGGACAAAGGCCUCGUUGAGUUAACCAAAGGAAACAAAAUUCUCUUUCCCUCAGGUUCGGUCCUUCCUUGAAUUUAUCUGUAAUCUUAAUUCCACUUCUUUUUCUCCUUGCCUCCUGAUAAAGGCCAAGACAUGCCAAAACAUGAACUAAAAUGUGUACAGCCUUCACCCUUUUUACUUCCUCCACUCGCUGAUGACCAUCCUCAUUCUCAUGAGCAUCUCUAACCAGUAAGGAGGCUGAGGGAGGAAAGGAAGGACGAUUGUCAAAAUCUCCUUCGGUAAUGAUCAGCUCUGGAAUAAAGCAAUGCCCUUCAAAUCUCGGCCUGGUUUAUUUAUGGAGAGCGAAAAGAGUCGGUAAAGGAGGUAGAAAUAUGGGACAAAAUGAAAUGAUUUGGGAUAAAUGUGACUCUCACGAUUCCAGGCUGUAUUUGACUUCACAGUUCCAGUAACUUCUACAUGACACGUGCCUCCACAGCAGGCAGCGGUGAGAAUACUUGGUCAGACAGAAACACUUCGGAGUUGCAACUGUUCCCGCAAUAUCGGGGUAGGGUUUUCAAAACAUUACAGUCCCUGGAGCAAACAGGCUUGCGAGAGCAGCCGUCUGGUUGUUAGGACGUGUUUGUGUUGUGGUAGCCAGGUAUCCCGUGUGUGUUGAACAUACUCUUCUGCGUAACAAAACUGGAUUGGACUGGGCAGUGAAAAAGGACAGGAGUUGGUCGUCAGGGCUCACAAGGGUCUCAGCCCUUCUUGUUUCCUAAGGGUCAUUAAUUCAAACAGUUGUCCCCCAGAACUUAUUUCCCACUAAGCUUUGUGUGCUCGAUAUGCUAAAACAUCAGCGUUAAAAGGAAGAGUGUGCCAGACCGCUCUGGCGCUGACAGUAAAUCACCACCUCUUGAACUUUUUCCAUCUGUGGUAUGAGGCAGUUGGUCUCAUAGCUUUCAUUAAGUAUCUUGGUGUUUUAUUAUCUUGACCACAGGGUUGACUCUGGCCUUCCUGCCCUUCCCCCCGGCCAGGGCCUCUUGCCGGCUGCAGCUCUCAGCUGCCGAGAUUAAUGGCAACCCAAGGCACGAUGUACUGGGGCCGUUCUUGACCGAAGGUUGGAGAGCAGGUAGCCCGUCGCCCUGGCUGCCAGAAAGACCUUGCCAUGUCUUCCUUCUGCUCCAUCUUGCUCUUACUGGUCAAGCUGUACCGAUGACUAAGUGGAGAUCUGAGGGUGGUGUGGUCUUACCAUCUAAGAUUUUCGCUUGGAAUGGCUUGCACAUAAUAAGCAGAGUGAAUUGAUCUCCAUAAGGGGCACCUGCGCCCUGCUGCUCACAUGGCCACCGCUUUUUUUUUUUUAAGAUUUUAUUUAUUUAUUUGACAGAGAGAGACAGUGAGAGCAGGAACACAAG
Messenger RNA from Zalophus californianus (California sea lion), 7616 nucleotides. RefSeq names its product multimerin 2 (gene MMRN2). The record is from RefSeq and is a predicted model, not a curated record. The transcript is spliced from 9 exons. Gene Ontology annotation, biological process: negative regulation of cell migration involved in sprouting angiogenesis; negative regulation of vascular endothelial growth factor receptor signaling pathway. Bases 2726 to 5707 code for a protein of 993 amino acids. Lineage: Eukaryota; Metazoa; Chordata; Mammalia; Carnivora; Otariidae. Gene Ontology annotation, molecular function: protein binding.